CUGGUUGUGGUCGGAGCAGAGGAAGCUGGGAAAGGAUAAAGGAAACCUCUAGCAUCGUAGAUAAACACCGUAAAGAGGUGUGAAGCCAGCGGGCACACGGCUGUCACAGUACUAAAAGAACAGUAAAAGAGUCCGACUGAGUUCUCCAUACAGCGAGGGUCAACAUGUCUGAGACAUACGACUUCCUGUUUAAGUUCCUGGUGAUUGGCAGUGCUGGGACGGGGAAAUCCUGUCUCCUCCACCAGUUCAUUGAGAACAAGUUUAAACAGGACUCCAACCACACCAUCGGUGUGGAGUUUGGGUCUAGAGUGGUCAACGUUGGAGGAAAGACAGUCAAACUGCAGAUCUGGGAUACUGCUGGCCAGGAGCGAUUUCGAUCUGUUACACGCAGCUACUACAGAGGAGCAGCUGGAGCACUUCUUGUUUACGAUAUUACCAGUCGAGAGACAUACAAUGCCCUGACUAACUGGCUGACAGAUGCACGGACACUGGCGAGUCCCAACAUUGUUAUUAUCCUGUGUGGCAACAAGAAAGACUUGGAUGCAGACAGAGAGGUGACCUUCCUUGAAGCUUCACGCUUCGCUCAGGAGAAUGAGCUGAUGUUUCUAGAGACUAGCGCGCUAACAGGUGAAAAUGUCGAGGAGGGUUUCUUGAAGUGUGCUCGCACCAUUCUCAACAAGAUAGAUUCAGGCGAGUUGGACCCAGAGAGGAUGGGUUCAGGUAUUCAGUAUGGAGAUGCUUCGUUGAGGCAGCUGCGACAGCCCAGAGGCACCACAACACAGAAUAAGCAGCAGUGUAAUUGCUAGGGGUCGGGACCCACCCUCACCCCAGCCCACAGGUCCACACAGACAGAACUCCCCCUACAGUUCUACACACCUUGGAUCACCUUGGGUCGUGGAGAUCACUGCAACCUAUGACCCUUGACCUCUGGUAAGAGUCUACGGCUUACCUGAGGGGGUCGGUUUGCUCUUGCGUUUGGACAGCAUAACCCCUCAGUGUGAGCAAAGUGGAAAUGUAAAGAGACAUCCUCCACCAUGGUCUCUGUUACUUAUCAGACAAGGACAAAGUCAAGGGUUGUGUAUUUGGGCUGACCUACUGUUGUGUGUUAUUCUUUUUUUCUCUCUUGCUCUCCGCUUUUUCAUUCUGGUUUUAGCAAUCCCCAAAAUACUUUGAGCAUUUACAUAUCAUUGCUUGUAAAUUAUUAUUGUUAAACUCUUUUGUGCAUUCAACCUGUCCUAGUGUGGGUCAUUGGGGGUUUUUUUUCUUCCUAGUUUUAGCAUUCAUAAAGACAUCCCUUACUUUUUUUCUUUAAAUCAUGCAUCAUUAACUAUAUUUCUCAUAAAUGAUGGAAAAUAAUAUUUUCCAUCAUUUAUGAGAAUUUUAUUUUUUUUAAUGGAAAAUAAAUGAUAAACAUCACAUUUUUUGGGUACGAUUUACACCAGGUGUGAUGCAAAUCCUUUCUACUUUGUCCUGUCAUUUUAAUUUUUUCGUAGUAGACCAGAUGGAUUCAUAGCAUAUAAAUCCCAACACUGAUAUGUAUAAACUCUCAUGGGGGGAUGAUCCCAUCACUCCAUUCUACACCCAAACAGGCAAGGCUGUGGGUCAGGUUGAAAGCACAAAAAAGAGAACUUUUGCUCUUUAUUUAAACCAAAAGUCCACAAGUCUGUAAAUUGAGCUCUAUCAGAUUCACACCAUGUUUAAAUUCACAUGUCCAGUUAUAGUGAUAAAUUGGCAUUAUAAUGUUUUUGACUCCUGCUGGGCUUUUCUCCAUGACAUCUCGUAGAUUCAUACAUGCACGUACUGUAUAAGACGUCACAGGAAACCACAGUUGGCUUUUGUUUGGUUUGUUUGGGAAACUUUUGUGCCGCCCAACCAGCCAAAGGUUUGACCUUUGUUUUGUUUGUUUGUUUGUUGUUUUUUUUAAAAAUCAUGCCACAUUGUACGUUCAAUUUGACAGGAUUCUGUUUUUAAACUUCCAAGUAAUCACUUCUCUUUAAGCUCUGGAUAUCAGAGGGGGGGGAUAAAAGACAACACAAAAUUAUUAUUAGACAAUGUACUCUCAAAUCAUCUUCUUUGUUCAUUGACAUUGAUUGUACAAGUGGAGCUAUACUGGAGGGAUAAAUAUUUCCUCAUUUGAAAUCUUAAAAUGCUAAUCAAGAUCCUCCAUAUGUGCUCGUUUGAGCUGUAGUAUAUGAUUUGUAAUAUUUUAUUUUUUAUAGUCGGAACAAUAAUCCCUCAUGCUCUAUUGAUAGGGCCAUUCUCACCCUAGAAGACACCACCUCCAUCAGAUGAAGUUGGGUUUUGUUUUUUUGUUUGUUUGUUUUUGUGACUAUCGGUGACCCUGACCCUCUAAACUGAAAAGUAGAACCGAUCCAUGCCAGCAAAGUGGCCCUCUCAGUAUAACUGAGACACCACAUCUCCUCAGUGUAUGGGUCAAAUUCCAAGUUUUUCCCUUUAAUAUCUCCCUCUGCAGCUCUGCUGCAAAAUGUCAGUUUUGUUGCACCACUGAACUGACCCAGAUGUUUUCUCUUGAGAACAGACCUUGUAUUACUCUAGAGAGAAACAGGGGAAUUUCCACAGAAACACAGUUUCCUCUCUGCUUGUAACACUGACAACAUGGUUUGUGGUGCUGCUGGAGGAAAAUGAGGUUGCAAGUUAAUGGCUUAGAAAAUCCAAAGCCCCCGCUCUGCUGUUUAAUCAAAGGCACCGCUUCUGUCUGAAUCACUGUCUGAGAGCAGGUCAUACAAACCAAGCCAAGAGGAGCUCAAAAACAAAGUGUGCGCAAACGUAUUUCUCAAGCCUCUGUGUUGGCAUACGUUCUCCCAGACAAACCAUGUGUGUUUAAGCUCAACUGAGCCAGCACACUGAAAGGGCAAACAUGAGAUCAUAUAGGACAUCAAGAGACAGAUGGUCAAAACACAUUGCUUUCAUAAAAUAUUUGCAUAGCAUGAUAGUUUGUCUCCUUCUGCAAGUGCACUUUUACUUUUGAAUCUGUGUUUGUUUUGUUUAUAUGCUGUAACUAUAGAAUUGUACAUUUUAUUUUACUUGAACUGUAUAAUGUAAUAAAUAUAUUAAUUUUAGAUGUUAUCUUUUUACUAAAUGACAACUGAGAUUCUUCAUAUGGUUUCAUUUUUUCUGAUGCUGUCAGGCAGCAACAAAAAAUGGUGUAAUAGUGUGAUCUCAUGCUGUGUGAGAUUUGAUUGGUUUAUUGCUCCCUGCUGACGUGGAGGUAAUGAUGGAAGGGUGUUGACUUUGUGAGCUGUAGGUGGCCAUCAGCAGCAAUUCUGAUCACUCGUUCACAGGCUGUCAUCUAUGCGCAGUUAUUGAGUCAACUGUUGAAUUGUUAGCCUGCAUUCAUCUGUAUUCGCUGUACAGUUCAUAAAGUUAAUCAGAGUAGCUAUAUGAACAUUUUCUCAUUUGUUCCAGUAUAGACUUAAUAAUGUGAUGAACGCAAUCCAACUCAGUUGUUGCUUAGUAAUGUUAUAUAAUCUAACCUAAAUACUACUGUACAUCUCAAGUAACCUAUCCUGUAAAUAAGAUUUGUCUAUUAAGGGUGAGUGUUGCUCAUUGAUUGUAAUGAUUAUGCAAUUCCCAGUAAACUGCUUGUUUUUCAUGUAA
Molecule: messenger RNA, 3618 nt
Organism: Maylandia zebra (zebra mbuna)
Lineage: Eukaryota; Metazoa; Chordata; Actinopteri; Cichliformes; Cichlidae
Gene: rab4b
Product: RAB4B, member RAS oncogene family
Biological process (GO): Rab protein signal transduction
Molecular function (GO): GTP binding; GTPase activity
Source: RefSeq, a predicted model, not a curated record